AUGGACGAACCUGUAAUGACUCAGCUGCUUAAACUGGCUGGUGCUAUACUCGCUAUAAUUAUUACCACGUUCGUAAUUAAACUAUACCGAGUACGGACGUUCAUUCGAGGACUCCAAAAGCAAGGUCUCCCCAUGCCACUCCAUCAUUGGUUACUCGAACACAUACCUCUCAGCGCAAGUAUCAUUAGCAAUCUCCCUCCAUACGCCCACGGCGUCUACAUCGGAGACCAAAUCCGCCAGAGAUAUCCCCAUCUGGACAGCGCUUUCUAUCUUGACAAUUGGCCACUCGCCGCUCCGAUUCUCGUCAUAAAGGCAUUCGCGCUUACUUUAAAAGGCGAUGCUUGGAAAUACUGGAGAGCUAUUUUCAAUCCUGGAUUUAGUGCUGGUCAUGUAUCCAGUCUGGUUCCGAGAAUGAUUGGAGGGAUCAAGAUGUUCAAGGAACUGCUGAGGAAACAUGCCGAGAGUGGUAAAAUGAUAUUUCUUAAGGAUGGCAGCCUGCACCUCACACUCGAUAUUAUUGGAGCAUUACGAAGGCAGCUUUUAUGGUGCACGACAGGCAUGAACAUCAACCUUCUGGAAUACAUCAAUAUAUCUCGCCCUUUUCUGCAUGCAUACAACAGCUACAAAAUGAAUCGCUACCUCUCUCGAGAGCUCGACAAACGCCAUCGAAGCAUCAAAGGCGCUGAGAUACAGAAGAAAGAAAAAUCGAUUGUGGAUCUAGCGUUGAAAGCUUAUCUUGCGGAGAAUCCUUCAGCAACAGGCAUCGAUAAAACUUUCCAGAAUUUCGCCAUGGCGCAAAUAAAGUUAUUUAUCUUCGCUGGCCACGACACCACUUCUGCUGGUGCAAUCUUCACUUAUCAUCUGCUCUCCCAACACCCAAAUGUACUAGCAAAGGUUCGUGCUGAGCACACUGAGGUACUAGGGGCUAACAUCGCGGACACUGAGUCUGUAAUUGCUUCCAAGCCACAACUCUUGAAUCAACUUACGUAUACUACUGCGGUCAUCAAAGAAAGUCUUCGCAUCUACCCCACUGUCGCCGCGCUUCGCGAUGGCCAAUCUUAUUUCUCUUUGAUAGGGGACAAUAGUCUUCGUUUCCCCACCGAUCGAACAAUAGUCUGGGGCGAUCAUUAUGCCACACAUCAUAAUCCUGCCUAUUGGCCGCGAGCCGAAGAGUUUCUUCCAGAACGAUAG
Botrytis porri is the source of this 1191-nucleotide messenger RNA. RefSeq lists its product as uncharacterized. Gene Ontology annotation, molecular function: oxidoreductase activity, acting on paired donors, with incorporation or reduction of molecular oxygen; iron ion binding; heme binding. Bases 1 to 1191 code for a protein of 396 amino acids. The record is from RefSeq and is a predicted model, not a curated record. The transcript has 5 exons. Lineage: Eukaryota; Fungi; Ascomycota; Leotiomycetes; Helotiales; Sclerotiniaceae.